Molecule: messenger RNA, 1171 nt
Organism: Acaulospora morrowiae
Lineage: Eukaryota; Fungi; Glomeromycota; Glomeromycetes; Diversisporales; Acaulosporaceae
Source: the annotation of a GenBank genome assembly
AUGGGUUGUACCGCUCCUGGUCAUUUGUCACCACCAAACUACGUAGUAGUCGACAAGGCUACAAUCCCAUUAGCAGAGUUCGCAAUCAGCCAUUUUGUGGCUUUGGAGGAAUGUGUUGAAAAGAUUGCGAAAGACUUCAAAUAUCGGAGUAGUCAAUUCACUCCACCUGCACUGAUGUCCUUUGUGGCAAGUAAAGAUGAAGCAGAGUUUAUAGCUAGAAUUGCGGAAUUAGAACGGAGCGCAAAAGAAAGUGCUAAUAAUGAGAAGCGAAGUCAGAUAGAAAAUUCUAAACUUAAGGGUAGUGUAACGAAACUAGAAUUUGAUAUCAGGGAGAUUAAACAGAAACAAAUUAUACCUAUUGAAAACCAUCUCGAUAUAAAGAAUGCACAGAUUACUGAAUCAAUUUCUAAUGAUUUAUCUAUUUCUCCUAAAUUAAAUUCUGAUGAACAUCAAGAAAAGACAGAAUCACGAGUCUCCAAUUCAUAUUCGACUAAAUUAUCCAUAUGCGUAAAGUCUAAAUCAUCAGAAGAUAAGGAAAUGGAUGAUUUUCUAAUUCGUAAAAAAAAGGAAACAGUUAGUAAUUUGAUGAGGGAUGGAAAUAGAGAAAAGAAGCUUCAACGUACCAUUUCUUCUGAAAUUUCCCAAAAUACUAUAACCCAUAGCCAAAAAAUAAUUCAAUCGGAACCUGAAACUUUUAAUGAAUCGGAGAAAAUAACCAUAUCGGAUGCAAAGAAAAUUCCCUAUAACGAAAAAGUGGAGCAUGAAGCAAUUCUAAGAGGAUCUAGUGAGGUUACAGCGGAAAUAAUUGCCUCUGGCAAGUCAACUACUAUGAAUGAAAAUCGAAAAGUAAUCUCCGUUCCAAAUUGGAACGCACAUGUGGCUGAACAAACUUUACCAAAAAUCGAGUCUUUACAAGAAACUAUAAUAAGUGUAACACCUGAAAGGGUUUCGCCCAUAACAUCUAGCUACCUUGUGACUGCCUCUGGCAAUAAAUCCCGACCUUCGAUUUCUAUCUUACCCGAUGAUCCAGAAGAAAAGCGAAAAUCAGUUAUUAACAAAGUACUAGAACGAUUUCCUGAUUACUUUGACUGUUCAACGAUUUGUCCUAUAUGUAAUAACGAUCAUAAAAAAGAAAACAUAAGAGAUAAUAUACAGGAUUUAUGGGGUAGUG